This is a messenger RNA of Aureococcus anophagefferens, 210 nucleotides long. RefSeq lists its product as hypothetical. The record is from RefSeq and is a predicted model, not a curated record. Gene Ontology annotation, molecular function: metal ion binding. The annotation marks the transcript as partial. Lineage: Eukaryota; Pelagophyceae; Pelagomonadales; Pelagomonadaceae. The transcript has a single exon.
UGGCAGCCCUUCCACACGGCCGAUUCCUGCUCCUGCUGCUCCGCCAAGUUCACGUGGCACUGCACGUCGUCGUCCGAGUCGACGACGUACCGCGAGAAGCACAACUGCCGCGAGUGCGGCCUCCUCGUCUGCGACCCCUGCUCCAAGCACCGCCGCGUGCUCCCGGACCUCGGCCUCCUCCUCCCGAGCCGCGUCUGCGACCGCUGCUUC